Haliotis rubra (blacklip abalone) is the source of this 528-nucleotide messenger RNA. RefSeq lists its product as uncharacterized. The transcript is spliced from 2 exons. Bases 1 to 528 code for a protein of 175 amino acids. The record is from RefSeq and is a predicted model, not a curated record. NCBI's taxonomy places the organism in Eukaryota, Metazoa, Mollusca, Gastropoda, Lepetellida, Haliotidae.
AUGUCCACUCCCCAUGGUCAAGGAAGGAGACUAGCCAUGUCCGCUCCCCAUGGUGAAGGAAGGAGAGUAGCCAUGUCCACUCCUCAUGGUGGAGGAAGGAGCUUAGCGGUGUCCUCUCCCGAUGGUAAAGUAAGGGGAGUAGCCGUGUCUACUCCACAUGGUGAUGGAAGGAGAGUAGCCCUGGCCACUCCCCAUGGUCAAGGAAGGGGAGUAGCCGUGUCCGCUCCCCAAUGUGAAGGAAGGGGAGUAUCCGUGUCCACUCCCCGUGGUGAAGGAAGGAGAGUAGCCAUGUCCACUCCCCAUGGUGAAGGGAGGAACUUAGCGGUGUCCUCUCCCGAUGGUAAAGGAAGGAGAGUAGCCAUGUCCGCUCCCCAUGGGGGAAGCAGAAGGGAGCGGCCGUCUCCACCCCCCUAUGGUGAAGGAAGGGGAGUAGCCUUGUCCGCUCCCCAUAGUGAAGGAAGGGGAGUAGCCGUGUCCUCUCCCCAGGGGGAAGCAGAAGGGAGCAGCCGUGUCCACUUCCCAUGGUGA